AAAGUAAUUAACUAACAGUCGUUUGGGGCUUGUUCGAGCGAAAAGGUGUUGUGUGUGGAGCUGGAGAAAGCAUUUUGGACCGGCUAAUUCAGUGUGUGUGUGUUCAUGUGUACUCUAUGGUCUUGAAAUCGGGUGGAUAAAUUAUGUGAUAGGAAUACUUAAUAAGACUUUUAUUGAGCAAUCUGUUUACAUCAACUGUCGUUUGUGAUCAUACGUGUUAAUGUUGAACUCCCAAAAAGAUUGUCAAAUUUUGGUUCGCUAACAUAGCAUGAAUAGAAACUGAGUGAUCUAGGUGGGAUUCAAUCAUGUGUGUGAGUGCUGUUUAAAAAAAAAACAACGUAUUGUUUCUAAUCAUGAAGCUACUCUUGGGACUUUCUGUUGUGGUGGUGAGUCUAUUUUCACUCUCGUCAUCCCAUCCACAGGUGGUUCUCCAAAAAGAUGUCCUCUCCGAGGAGGACAUGAUCGUACUCCUCAAGGAGUAUGAUGCCGAAGUUGGGCCGUAUUGCAACCGGCAAGCGCGGGCCAACUGGAAUGUUGCAAUCGAUACGGAAAAUGUGGCAUUUCAAGCCGAACAGAACGAAGCAUCGCUAGCGUAUGCCAAGUUCCGAUCGGAUUAUUACGAGCAACACUUCAAGCAAGCGGUAGUGGAAAAUUACCGUGAUGCGAAGGUUCGCAAGCAGCUGACACUGCUGAAGGAUCUGGGCACCGCGGCACUUCCACCGGCAACACUGGAGGAGUACAACAAAGUUAUGCGUCGGAUGGACGCAGCCUAUCAGCUGGCGGAGGUCUGUCCGUACACUGAUCAGAAUUGCUCCACCGGGGCCCCGAAGUGGACGCUGGAUCCAGAGCUGCAGGAGGUGCUGGCUACAUCCACCGACUACGAGGAACUGUUGUACGCCUGGAAGCAAUGGCGCGAUGAGUCUGGAAAAAAAAUGCGGGACGACUACAGGCAGUAUGUUGGGUAUGUGAAUGAAGCAGCGAAGCUGAACAACUACACAGAUUACGGAGAAGCGUGGCGAGCGAGAUAUGAUGAUCCGGAUCUUAGAGGCACUCUAGAACGGUUGUGGGAAGAGGUGGAACCAUUGUACAACGAAUUGCACACCUACGUAAGGUACAAGCUGUUGGAUAUCUACGGAGAUCACAUGGAUCGCAACAACAAGAUGAUACCGGCUCACAUCUUAGGAAAUAUGUGGGCUCAAUCAUGGGUGAACUUGUACGAUCGUAUCAAACCGUUCCCGGAGGCAAGUUUGGUGGAUGUUACCGCCAAAAUGAAGGAACUUGGAUUCAAUUCAAGGCGUAUGUUCGAGAUGUCCGAUGAAUUCUACCAGAGCCUAGGUUUGCCGAGUAGUGCAAUGAGCUACGGUCCAAAGGCAGUCAUCGAGAAGCCAUCACAGAAAAUGGUGUGUCAUGCUUCCGCAUGGGAUUUCUGCGACGGAGAGGACUUCAGGAUUAAGAUGUGCACGAGCAUCAACAUGGAGAAUUUCGUUACCGUUCACCAUGAGAUGGGACACAUUAUGUAUUACAUUUUGUACAAAAAUCAGUCCCAACUGUUCAGGACCGGAGCAACGCCAGCAUUCCAUGAAGCCGUUGGGGACACGAUUGCACUCUCGGUCGCCACUCCAAACCACUUGCAAAAGGUCGGACUAUUGGAUGGGUACGCCGAUAGUGAAGCAGACAACAUUAAUGCUCUGUUUGAAAUGGCACUGAAGAGAGUUGCCUUCUUGCCGUUCGGAUAUUUGAUCGAUCUCUGGCGUUGGGAUGUAUUCAGUGGAGCUGUCAACGAGAGCGAGUGGAACAGCCACUGGUGGAGUUUACGGGAAAAAUACCAGAAGGUGUAUGCUCCAAUCUCUCGCUCGGAAGAAGAUUUUGACCCAGGUGCAAAGUACCACGUUCCGGCGAGCUCACAGUAUAUCGCUUAUUUCCUGGCGCACAUUCUUGAGUUCCAGUUCUAUCGAUCACUCUGUAUUGAAUCUGGCCAAUAUGACCCUGCCACUAGUGACGUGAUCCCGCUACACAAGUGUGACUUUUACAACAGUCAUGCCGCGGGAGAUAAGUUAAGGGAGGGGCUGUCCCUUGGUUACAGCGAAGAUUGGAGACUCGCAUUGGAGAAAUUGACCGGUGGUCGGGAGAUUAGUGGUCAAGCAUUGAGAGAGUACUUCAGUCCGUUGUACAAGUUUCUACAACAGGAGAACAAGAAAUUGAAAGAAGCGGAAAUGGAGACGAUUGUUACCGAGUAUAAUCAAGACUAUUCGGUGCUCUGUAAUAAGCAGGUGAAGGCUCAAUUCGCCACACAAGUGGACGUCGGUAAUGUUACCUUGCAAGAGCAGCUGAUGGAGAUUAUGAACGAGAAUACCCAGUUUGUGAUGGAGCAGUUUAAUAGAUACUUCGCUGAUGUGGAUAUCUCGGAGUAUGAAAAUGCGGAGCUUCAACGUCAGCUGCAAUAUCUGACCCAAGUUUCGAUCAAUCGUUUGCCAACCAAUGACUUCAGCGCUUUGAACAUUGUUCUUGGUCGUAUGCAGAACGCUUACAGCAGUACGCUAAUUUGUCCGUACGAAAAUAAAAAGUGUGAACACGGAACCAUGAGUCUGGAUCCUGACCUCUACGAGGUGAUGGCAAAAUCCCAGGAUUACGACGAAUUGCUGUACGUGUGGAAAGAGUGGCGUGAUAGAAGCGGGCGUACAAUGAAGAGCGACUAUGUUGAUUACGUGCGUUUAAUGAACAAAGCGGCAGGAAUCGCUGGUUUUGACGAUAUGGGUGAACUGUGGAGGAGUUCAUUCGAGCAAGAGGAUUUUGUGGAUGGGAUGAAACGUUUGUGGACGCAGCUGAAGCCCUUCUAUGAUGAGCUGCACACGUACGUCCGUCGGAAGUUACUGAAGAUCUAUGGAGAUAGAAUGAACCACAAUGACCCCAAUAUUCCCGCUCAUUUGUUAGGUAACAUGUGGGCACAAUCCUGGGUAAAUUUGUACGAUCGCAUUAAGCCGUUUGCGAAUGCCGUUGAUCUGGAUAUAACGAAAGCAUUGGUAGCGAAGAAUUACACCGUGAAGCAAUUGUUCGAGAUGUCUAACGAUUUCUAUGUGGGUCUGGGGCUACCGGAUAAUGGAAUGAGCUACGACGUGGCCCGAGGAGCUGUCAUUGAGAAACCAACCAACCGUGUGGUAACGUGCCAUGCUUCGGCAUGGGAUUUCUGCGAUCGACAAGACUUUCGCAUUAAAAUGUGUACUCGGAUGAAUAUGGAGGACUUCGUCACCAUUCAUCACGAGAUGGGACACAUCAAUUACUACAUUCUGUACAAGGAUCGGCCGAUCACACUGAGGGCAGGAGCGAACCCUGGAUUCCACGAAGCAGUUGGGGACACGAUCGCACUUUCAGUUGCAACGCCGAAGCACUUCAAAAAAAUUGGUUUGCUGGAAGAUUAUGAGGAUUCGUACGAAAACGAUAUAAAUGCACUGUUCCAGAAGGCUUUGGAUAGAGUUGCAUUUUUACCGUUCGGUUUGCUGAUAGAUAUGUGGCGUUGGGAGAUUUUCGCCGAUAAGGUGCAAUAUUCGGACUGGAACAAGCGCUGGUGGGAGUUGAGGGAGGAGUACCAGAAGGUAUCCGCUCCGGUUGAUCGUGAUUUGGAUGCAUUUGAUCCUGGUGCGAAGUAUCAUGUUCCGUUCGACAGCCAGUAUAUUUCCUAUUUCAUCGCCCACAUUCUGGACAUGCAGCUGCACAAAUCUCUCUGCCAGGUGGCAGACGAGUAUGAGCCCCAAAAUCCGGAGAAACCCUUGCACAAGUGUGACAUCGAUGGUUCCACCGCGGCUGGGGAUCGUUUGCGUGCCGGGCUCUCGCUGGGACGUUCCGUUCACUGGUCCGAGGCGUUGCGUGAGAUGACCGGCGAAACCGAGCUGAAAACCGAUGCACUCCUGGAAUACUACGCUCCGUUGUACGAAUUUCUCAAAAAGGAAAAUGGGAAUGGCGUGGCUGGCACUGUUCCUACCGUUGUGGUUAUCGUGGUGACUGGACUGAAUUUGCUGUUGAGAUUAUUGUAAAGUACCCCAAUUGACGAUUGAGCGCAAGAUAAAUUGAAAAUAAAUAUCCUUAUUGAAA
Molecule: messenger RNA, 4086 nt
Organism: Toxorhynchites rutilus septentrionalis
Lineage: Eukaryota; Metazoa; Arthropoda; Insecta; Diptera; Culicidae
Product: angiotensin-converting enzyme-like
Exons: 6
Coding region: 354-4028 (1224 amino acids)
Biological process (GO): proteolysis
Cellular component (GO): plasma membrane
Molecular function (GO): metallopeptidase activity; peptidyl-dipeptidase activity
Source: RefSeq, a predicted model, not a curated record